Molecule: messenger RNA, 793 nt
Organism: Racocetra fulgida
Lineage: Eukaryota; Fungi; Glomeromycota; Glomeromycetes; Diversisporales; Gigasporaceae
Source: the annotation of a GenBank genome assembly
UAAUGGAUAUUCUAAUGAAACAAAUUAUUACAAAAACACCAAUGUUAAAUCUAACAUUAAUUCGAAUGGUCAUUCGAAGCAAUUUCAACGUGGUACUUUUAACAAGAGAACACCGCGUAACAGAAAGAUACCAAAUUAUGAGAGGGAAAACACUUUACGUCAAUACUACCAACCACAACAUAUUGAGUUUUAUCUUGCAAGCAUUAACAUCAAUGAAUAUCAGGAAUCUGUCGAUACUGUUAAUGAUUACAAGUUGAAAUUUCGAUACAAGUAUCUUGAAGAAGGAAUCUCGAUUUUUUUGAACGAAAAUAAUGCAAAGAUUUAUAUUCCUAUUAAUUCUUUGGAAGCUAUCUCUAAUGUGCAAUUUAAUCUCAUAGUAUUAACAUUGAAAAAGAACUGCUCCAAUUUGGAAAGAACACCACAACAGGCUAUAGACAUUGCUGGAUUGCAUAUAAAUUAUCUUGUGAAUAAGAAUAACAAAUACAAGGGCAAUAAAACUUAUAUUGCAAAUUGGGGUUAUAUGACUAGCUUACACUUGACUCAGGGUGAAGAUUUUUUAAUUAAGUGUCACAUAGAUGGUGAUAUCCGUAUUCUACGUUUCAAAUCUCAUUCUCAAUUCGAAGAUAUUAAGCACGCCAUUAUUGAUGCCUCUAAUGUCCAUAAUAUAACAAAGAUUUAUUAUAAGGAUGAUGAUGGUGAACAUAUUACCAUAGUUAACACCGCCGAUUUCGAAACUGCUUUGAAAUUGUAUAAAAAAGACAAUAAACUGGAGAUUUGGUGUAUGACUGGAUGA